UCAGCGCGCCGAGUGAGUGUAAAUAAUACACGUCUAGCGUGCGCUGUUCUUAUUUAUUAUAAUAUUCUCCAACACGCAUCGGGGUGUUGUUUAAAAAUACUGCAGGACAGUAGAGAUACACUCGGUGCAAGAUGUUUGCCGGGUUGCCUGAGCUCGGGAUCUCCAAUGGCGAGGAUUUGAAAGAAACUUUGACGAACUGCACAGAGCCUCUGAAGGCUAUAGACCAGUUUCAGAUGGAGAACGGCAUACUGUUGCCGACGCUGCAGUCCGCGCUCCCGUUCCUCGAUCUUCAUGGCACACCUCGGCUGGAGUUCCAUCAGUCGGUGUUCGACGAGCUCCGUGAGAAACUGAUGGAGCGAGUCGCUUCCCUCGCCGAAGGCAAAGACGACGACAGAUACCACAAGUUGGAGGAACUUCUCGAGAAGAGCUUCCCGCUGGUCAAAAUGCCAUCCAUUCAGCCUGUCGUCAUGCAGGUCAUGAAACACUUACCGAAGGUGCCGGAGAAGAAGCUGAAGCAGGUGAUGGCUGAUAAGGAGCUGUAUAAAGUCUGCGCAGUUGAGGUGAAGAGGCAGAUCUGGCAGGAUAACCAGGCUCUGUUCGGCGAUGAGGUCUCUCCACUGCUCAAGCAGUACAUCGUGGAGAAAGAGGCCGCGCUGUUCAGCAGUGAUCCCUCCAUCCUGCAUAACUUCUUUAGUCAGUCUCCUAAAACCAGGCGGCAGGGAGAAGUUGUACAGAAGCUCACGCAGAUGAUAGGAAAGAACGUCAAACUAUACGACAUGGUGCUGCAGUUCCUGAGGACGCUUUUCCUGCGUACCCGUAACGUACACUACUGUACCCUGCGCGCUGAGCUCCUCAUGUCCCUACACGACCUGGACGUCAGCGAGAUCUGCUCCGUCGAUCCCUGCCACAAGUUCACUUGGUGCUUGGACGCCUGCAUCAGGGAAAAAUUUGUCGACGCCAAACGAGCCCGAGAGCUGCAGGGUUUCUUGGACAGUAUGAAGAAAGGCCAGGAGCAAGUGCUCGGGGACCUCUCUAUGAUCCUGUGUGAUCCGUUUGCCAGCAACACACUUGUCUUGAGCACGGUGAGGAACCUGCAGGAGCUGCUCAGCCAGGACGCCUUGCCCAGAGACAGUCCGGACCUGCUGCUGCUCCUAAGGAUGCUCUGCCUCGGACAGGGAGCCUGGGACAUGAUUGACAGCCAGGUUUUCAAAGAGCCACGCCUGGAACUGGAAGUAGUUACACGUUUCCUGCCUGCCAUGAUGUCGAUAGUGGUGGAUGAUUACACGUUCACUGUAGAACAGAAGCUCCCCAGUGAAGAGAAGAGCUCCCUCACUUACCCCAGCACCCUGCCUGACACAUUCACCAGAUACCUGCAGGAAAACAGAGUCGCGUGUGAGAUGGGGCUGUAUUACGUCCUCCACAUCGCUAAGCAGAGGAAUAAGAACGCUCUGCAGCGGUUACUUCCUUCUUUGGUGGAGACAUACAAUGACAUGGCAUUCGGAGACAUUUUCCUUCAUCUCCUUACCGGCCAUCUCACCCUCCUGUCUGACGAGUUCGGCACCGAAGAGUUCUGCACAUCCGUUUUCGACAACUUCCUCCUCACGUCCUCAUCCAGCAAGGAGAACGUGCACAGACACGCCCUCCGCUUGUUGAACCAUCUCCACCAGAAAGUGAACCCGUCCUCCAUGGAAGCCCUGAUGAAAACCCUUGAGCCACCCAAACAGAGCAGCGAGCCGGUGAAGGAGCUGUACACACAGCUUGUGGAGAAGAUCGAGGCGUCUAAAAGGAGUCCACCCGAACCCGAGGAGGCUCCGACCCUGGACCUGGGCCUGCACCCGGUCACCGUCCCCACUACGCCCACCACUCCUGUCUGAUACAGAUUGCACAUACAUACACACGCACACACACAGGGGUGGAGCAGAUUUCACUUGUGUUUUGAUUCAGAGUCAUUUCUCUCUCUCUCUUUUUUCUCAUCAAGAGGUCAUUUAAAAAACUUCAGCUUGAUUUGAGAAUGGCACCGGCGAGAGUCAGUGCUUGUUUCGUAAUGAGUAAAGAUUUUAAAGUGCGAUCUGGUUUAAUUGUUGUAUCAGUUUAAAGUGAUACCAUGUGUACAGUGAUGUUGUGUAUGUGUACUGUAUGAAGUAUGGAUUGGUUUUGUAGCGCAACUGUAAAUAAAAUUAUUUAGUAAAUAAUCUUGUCAUUCUAAGA
Messenger RNA from Clarias gariepinus (North African catfish), 2208 nucleotides. RefSeq names its product negative elongation factor complex member B (gene nelfb). Gene Ontology annotation, cellular component: nucleus; NELF complex. The transcript has 13 exons. Gene Ontology annotation, biological process: negative regulation of transcription elongation by RNA polymerase II. Bases 132 to 1874 code for a protein of 580 amino acids. The record is from RefSeq and is a predicted model, not a curated record. Lineage: Eukaryota; Metazoa; Chordata; Actinopteri; Siluriformes; Clariidae.